This is a messenger RNA of Cololabis saira (Pacific saury), 1522 nucleotides long. RefSeq names its product MARVEL domain containing 3 (gene marveld3). Lineage: Eukaryota; Metazoa; Chordata; Actinopteri; Beloniformes; Belonidae. Bases 122 to 1081 code for a protein of 319 amino acids. The record is from RefSeq and is a predicted model, not a curated record. The transcript has 4 exons. Gene Ontology annotation, cellular component: membrane.
UAAGCCUUCACAGGUGAGUGGGGUGGACAUUUGGAACCGGAAGCUGGCAGCGACUGGUUAAACUUGUUUUUUUGUGGCGUAAACAGGAACAAAUCAAAAAGUUUAGGAUUCACAGGGGAAAAUGCCAGAGAGGGGAAGAGAUGAUCAGAGGAGUGAUGCGUAUGCAGACUACAAGAGCAGGGAUAACUCACACCGUGGAGAGCACUCUCUGUAUGAUGGUCAGAGAGGGAACCAAAAACCAAGACAUGUGGAACUGAGAAGCUCUUCUGAUGACAGGAGGGCCAAAGAAAACCAACACAGAGAAAAGAGAAGUGCCUCACACAAUGAGCCACCUCCUCACGGAGAACAUGGCCAUGCAGGACCGUCAAGAAUGUCCAGAGAGACUUCACUGCAUCACUCUGAAGGAGAAUAUUAUGAGAAACAACAAAGACAAGCCCUGUACAAUUUCAGAUACAUCUUCACUGCGAGAGGUCUCUGCCAGCUCAUGGAGCUCUUUUUGAAUCUACUUAUCGUGAUCUGCGCCGGGGUGCCGUACAGCAACAAUGGGGGUUACCGCGACCUGGCAAGCCUUGGUGGAAUCUACUAUUAUCACUUUGGUGGUGCCAAUGCCUUCACCGGAGCGGAUGCAGACAGGGUGAAAGAGCUCGACCGACUGUUUCAUCAGCUCAAGCGGCCUCCAUACGUCUUUACCAUGGCCUGCGGUGGAGUUUUGAUGAUCUACGCCUGUGCCAUGCUCGCUCUGGGGGUUUUCAGGGUCCCUUAUCGCUGGCCCCCUGUGCUGCUUGGAGAGGCUCUGGUGAAUUUCCUGAUUGGUUUAGGUUACAUCCCUGCACUUGCCUUCUACUUUAUUAAACUGCAGGAAACCUACAAUAAUCCCAUCUGUAAGGAACGAGAGGAAAUGUACAAGAGCAAAGCGCACAAGGGCUUUGAGUGUCAGUUCCACGGUGCAGACAUUGCAGGUGGACUCUUUGGGGUUGUGGGGGUGUUUCUGUUCAUUUUUGGUGCAGUGUUAGCUGUCAGGGCUUUCAGGUCAGUGCGAGAGCUUAAGAAGCAAAGAGCAAACAUGGAAGAUCAUUUAUAAAGUCACUUUUCUCUGCCACUUUUGAACAAAAUUAGGAAUUAGCGGAAAUCCCUAGUGACAUGCAGCGUGAUUUAAUUUAGACUGUUAUUGAAUGUUAUUUGUAUUUUCGCUUUUUAUUCAUUUUUAUACUUUGUUUUUUUUUACUAUUAUUAUUGUUAUUACUAUUGUAUAAUCUUAUAUUCCUGUUACAUAAUCCUUUUACUAUAACCUUUUACAAGAACACAUUUUCUUCAAAUGUGUAGUUGUAGUAAGCUGCUAAAAAUGUGCCUCAUUUAUUUGUUUUUAUUAAAAUACAGAUAAAAGUGUAACAAAAAAUCAUGUCAUUUUUUAUUUGUGUGUUCUUAAAAUCGAAAUUAUGUAAUAAUUAAGAGUCUUUCUUGCAUAUCGUUUGUAUUUUCUCCCCGUGCUUGCGUGGGUUUUCUCUGGGUACUCCGGCCUCUU